Molecule: messenger RNA, 2494 nt
Organism: Triticum dicoccoides
Lineage: Eukaryota; Viridiplantae; Streptophyta; Magnoliopsida; Poales; Poaceae
Exons: 5
Coding region: 390-770 (126 amino acids)
Source: RefSeq, a predicted model, not a curated record
UCCCCUUCCAUCGCACGCAGCCACUCCUCUCGUCUCCGUCUCUCCCUUCCGCCGCCGCCGCUCGCAGCUCCGCCUCCCCGCCCGGCAGCCGCCGGAGAAGAGCUGCUCCGCCUCCCCGCCUCACCUGCUAUUCCUCUCUUCCUGAGGGCGCCAGGAGCAUGGCCUCGAUCUGGAAGAGGAGAGGUCCGGAGUGUGGCCUCGAUCUGGAGAAGGGGCGCAGCCGCCGGGCGAUUUCAGCCAACUCCGACGAUUCCGGCGGCCAUCUAGCAUCUUCCCGUGCUCUCCUAUCGUUGCCCUACCAUCUCUACUAAUCUAAUUCGACCUGCAGGUCCUCCAACAUCAUCAGCGGCUAACCCUAGCCGCUCGAACUGUUGGUGUGCAGCGUCGCCAUGGACACCGGCGCGGCGCCUGCACCUACGACUGUUUCCUCCGACUACUUCCGCCUUGCCUACGAGGCAUCCACCUCCUGGAUGGACUCUUUGGCGAUGGAGAGCUCAGGAUUCAUCACCCCAACUGAAUCCACCGUGCUAUCACAGCCUCAGCUUCGUGUUUAUGGUCUCUCAGCUUCGUGUUUAUGGUGCGGCUGCGUGGAAGCCAGUGACAAGUACAGCCACUCUCUACUCACCUCUAUAUAUGUAUGGGUUAACUCCCUCGAGAAAAUGAGUCUUUGCAAGGCAUCGCUCGCGCCCGACGUUUUUGACCGCCCGAUCGAUUCACCACAGACGGCGAUGGCACAGACCAGGAAUGUGUCGGCGGUGGCGCUACCUUGACAAGGAGGAAGACACUCUGCAACAUCAUCAACCUGAGGCGGCAGCGGCCCACAUGAGGGGCAGCAGGACGGGUUGAGGUGUGUGGACGGCGUGGAUGGGAUCGCGCGGUUGGUCAAGGUCUUGCUUGCCGCUGUUGGAUGUAAGCAGAGGCGUUGCGGUGGUCGAAGUCUCCUAGGCAGGUUUAUCUGCUUUGAGAUGUGCCAUAGUUUGAGAGGUAAGCUCUGGUGAUUCAUUUUCUUUGGCCGUCUAUAGGCAUCUUUGUUACAUGGAAUUAGGUAUCUUAGAUAAAGAACUACUAUCAAAUAAAAUAUGCAUAUGAGUUUCCAUAUCUCUUGGUUAUUUAUCCUAACCAAUUACUUAGUAUUACUUAGAGUGUGUUUGUUCGGGCUACAAUUUCCAUGCCUACAGCUGAAGGAGCGACUGUAGCUGCAGAGAGGCUUCAGAGCAUGGUAACAUUGUUUAUGAGAAAAAUCCACGACGGACUAAUAACCUACUUCUUCUAGGAAGUAUCUACUGUAAGUUUAUGACUUGGUGCUAGCUGAAGCUUGCAUUUUCUACCAAAACUGCUAUUAACAAAAGAACUCUAGCGACCCAGGAUUUUAUCUUUAACUGCUAUUAAACUCACAAGAGGGAGCAUUUUAAUAACAAAAGAACUCUAUCCAUGUUUUCUGAUAUACUGUGUAUAUGCAUGAUGUACUAGCAGUUCCUAUUUUUUAACUAUUGCGUACCAGAAAAACGAAUUGGUAAUAAAUUGAUGUAUUGAAUUAUGUUAUGAGAGGGAUUUGUUCAUUUCAAAACUAAGGAAGUUGUCAGUUCAAAAAAAUACUAAGGAAGUUGGAUGAGCUUAAAGCACCUAUUCAGCAGUUAACUGAACUUUUCUAAUUGUAUUUUAAAUCCACAAGAGGGUAAAAUCAAUGCUCUUUCCCAGAUCAUCUAAAUCAGAUGGAUGGGCUCCAAACUCCCAGUGAGGUUUGUCGUUUUUGUGUUAUAAUUUUUUACUUGAGUGCCUUUGGACAUAUGGUACUAUGGAGAGGUGACAUUAGCACAAUUGAUGGUUGUUUCUCCUCCCCUAUCAACCACAUCUGCUGACUCUAUAUGUCAAUAUAUCAGCAAAACGAGAUAUCAUUGUUUUAUGGAGUUCACAGAUUAUUGAAGAUUUUUGCUGCCAUGGAAUUGUGAGUUUGUGACUAUACAUUCUUGUCCUACAUGUGAGUUGAAGAUAUAUUGUCUCUGUAUAUGAAUAUAAAUAUCCAGGUAUGUAAGCAAGUCCUAACAUUUAUUUACAUAUUUAUCAAUGAAAUGCAUCCAGGCAAGUCACAUCUUACAUACAAUUGCCCACUUAUAGGUAAAUUUGAUGAUUCAUAAAUUAACCGGUUGGAGAUCGGUAGACAGUCAAGUGUAUUGAUAACUGGAGUUUAGAGCUCAAAAUCCUUCUAACUUUUCUACUAACUGUAUUUCUUGACAGCUUCCAGAGAAGAACAAAUACUCUUAGUCAUUCUCUGGCAUGUAUAGUAUACAAUACUAGAGAUGUGAAUGGAUGUAGUUCAUUUAGUAGAGUAUUAGUAGGUGAUGAUUUCUUUUCUUCACAGUCAACUGGUGUAUAUCCUGAUAUGUUUAGCCUGUUCCAUAAUUAAUUUGUAAAGUAGCCUGAACAAUUGUACAGUCUCUCUGUGUAUUAGUACUCUGUUUUUUGGGCAACUUGAAGAAAUCAGUUUCUCAUGACA